Stegastes partitus (bicolor damselfish) is the source of this 2573-nucleotide messenger RNA. It is a transcript of the gene slc47a1, whose product is annotated as solute carrier family 47 member 1. Gene Ontology annotation, cellular component: membrane. The transcript has 17 exons. Gene Ontology annotation, molecular function: antiporter activity; xenobiotic transmembrane transporter activity. The coding region runs from base 1 to 1947 and encodes 648 amino acids. The record is from RefSeq and is a predicted model, not a curated record. NCBI's taxonomy places the organism in Eukaryota, Metazoa, Chordata, Actinopteri, Pomacentridae. Gene Ontology annotation, biological process: xenobiotic detoxification by transmembrane export across the plasma membrane.
AUGGAGAAGCUGGGUUCCCCAGGACCUGCACACCCCUUGCAGGGUGAAGGGCCCGUUGCUGGGGUUUCUGUUGCCAAGACGGCAGGGGUUGUGGGAGAUGAGGAGGCGACGCUGCCCAGCUCAAAACUGUUUCGGUGUGCAUGUGUGAGGCGUUGGCUACCACUGGUCUACAGAGAAGAACUUCACGAAGUCUUACGACUCACAGGCCCACUGGUGCUGUCUCGCAUUCUGAGCUUUCUCCAGCAGUUUGUCAUCAGCAUAUUCUGUGGUCACAUUGGCAAUGCAGAACUGGCUGGAUAUGCGUUGGCUGUUGCGACCCUUCACGUGACCACAAUUGCACCAGGAUAUGGCCUUGCUGUGGCUUGUGACACACUCAUUUCUCAGACAUAUGGCGGGAAGAACUUGAAACGUGUGGGAGUAAUUCUACAGCGGAGCUCACUGAUCCUGCUGCUGUUUUGUGUGCCAUGUUGGGGUCUUCUCAUAAACUCUCAGAACUUACUGCUCGUCAUGCACCAAGAGGAUGAGGUGGCGAGAAUUGCCCAACUUUAUGUGAUGAUGUAUCUGCCAGCUAUCCCAGCCUUGUUCCUGCACCAGCUGCAGGUUUCCUACCUGCAAAACCAAGGGAUCAUUCUGCCUCAGAUGUACACAGCAGCAGUAGCAAACGUCCUUAACUUAGCAUUCAACUACGUGUUAAUCUUCAGCCUGGACCUGGGUGUUGUUGGAUCAGCAAUUGCGAACAGCCUCUCUCAGAUCACCAUCUGCCUGCUGUUGUUUGGCUACAUCAGGUGGAAGAAGCUCCAUCGGCAGACAUGGGGAGGCUGUACCACUGAUUCUCUACAGGAAUGGGGCUCUUAUAUGAAGUUGGCUCUCCCCAGUGCAUUAAUGAUCUGCUUUGAAUGGUGGAUCUGGGAAGUUGGAGGUUUUCUUGCUGGUGUACUUGGUGAGGAGGAUCUUGCUGCCCAGCACAUCAUAGCGGAAGUAGGAGCCAUAUCAUACAUGUUCCCUUUUGGUAUCCAUGCAGCUGCCUGUGUGCGUGUUGGGAAUGCUCUUGGGGCCGGAGACACUGAGAGAGCCAAAGUGACCUGCAAAGUGGCUCUAAUUAUGGCAGGAAGUUUUGCUGUGCUCCAGAGUAUUGUCAUUGCAAGCACUAGGUCUGUAAUGGGCUACAUAUUCACCUCAGAUAGCACAAUUGUGGAGAUUGCAUCAGGGGGCCUCACAGUCUACACCUUUGUACAAUUCUUCGAUGCACUUUUGUGUGUCAGCACAGGGAUUCUUAUAGGGUCUGGGAUGCAGAAAUUUGCUGCCUGCAUCAACUUGGUGAGCUACUACUGCAUCGGCCUGCCAGUGGGAGUAGCUCUGAUGUUUUUUGCCAACUUGAGGAUAUUAGGCUUUUGGUUGGGUAUCAUUGUGUGUUCCUCCAUUCAGACGUGUUGCUUCAUUGGUCUGAUCUUUAAACUCAACUGGAAAAAAAUCACACACAAGGCUCAACAGCGAGUUGGGGUGAAAAUAGCAGUGACACCAAAAUGUUCUGCUGGUACAUCAUUGAAUGAAGCGAUGCUGCCGGUUGUCUCCGACUCCCCAGACACCGCCCAGCUGAACAGCGAUGGAACUUCUAAAACCAAUGUCUACAGCCCUGUCAACACCCAGGAUCAGGAGCGGAAAGUGGUUCAUGAGGCUGAGGGCAACAAUAUUAGCACAGAAGGCGCUGAGAGGGAUUCAGAGCAGAGCAAAAACACCAAACCUGAAAAGCUGCUCUCUACCAGUCAGCUGAUCUUGCGUCGGGGAUUCACCCUUUCGCUUGCAGUUCUUGCUUUGGUUGUAGGUAUUGCUUUCCACAUUGCUUUUCCACCCCCGGAGCCCAGAGCUCAAGGCUGGGCCAACUUCACCCAGAACUUCACCAGUGACUUCACCCCUACACCACUGAUUUUACUAAACCAAAACGUCUGAGUUAUCUCUGACCUCCUAAUGUAGACUUUUUGUGGCUGUUCUCACAAACAGCCAAUUUGUUCCUCGGGAGAGAAAUAUUUAAUUCCUCUGAAGUUGUACACCUUCUCAUAAACCUGGGCUAUUUUUUAUUUUAUUUUUUAAACCAACCAUUAGCAUGGCCUAAUGGUUUUAUUUUUUGCCGAGAAACAUGUCUCAGUGCUGCACUUUUCAGUAAAUGCACAGAAAGCAGGAUGAAAUAUCAAAUAAGACUGAAACCGGUUGGAUGAAGAAAGGUCUUGUUACAGAGAUAGUGUUUUCCCGCAGAUAGUUUGAUUGUACAAUGUAUUCUUGACUUGAUUUACAUAUUGCACUGCAUUGCUUACUGACCCUAAAUCAUUCACUUUUAACUUUAACUUCAGGAUUGACUGUAAAUAUCUGAUGUAAAAUUUACAUUUGUGCAUAUAAAUAUGUAAUAUACAGUGUAACUGUAUGGGCAGUUGGUACAUCAUUGCUGCAUUGUCUUCCUGUAAAACUGUCACUCUGUCUUGUUAUUCUUUAGGAUAGAGGUGAUUGAUAAAGAUAAGCUGCUUGUAUUAAUUUAAUGUACUGUAGUAGUGCACUAAUCAAUAAAAAUUACAUUUAAAGUG